Messenger RNA from Cloeon dipterum, 1343 nucleotides. RefSeq names its product carboxypeptidase B-like. The coding region runs from base 25 to 1275 and encodes 416 amino acids. Gene Ontology annotation, molecular function: metallocarboxypeptidase activity; zinc ion binding. The record is from RefSeq and is a predicted model, not a curated record. NCBI's taxonomy places the organism in Eukaryota, Metazoa, Arthropoda, Insecta, Ephemeroptera, Baetidae. The transcript has 7 exons. Gene Ontology annotation, biological process: proteolysis.
GUGCCUGGACACAAACACUCAACCAUGAAAAUCGGCGCUUGCUUUCUCCUCGCCCUCUUGGGCUGCGCUAACGGCUACAAAAACUACUCAGGGUUCCAACUACUGCAAACAAAAGUCCUAACAAAUAAGGACGUGGACUCGAUUUCUCCGUUGAUAGAUUUUGCCGAAUUAGAUUUUUGGAUUCAGCCCCGCGUUGGGCGCUCAGCGGAAAUUUUGAUUGCACCUGAACACGCUGCAUACUUCAAGGGACUUUUGAAUUCACUCGGAUUGGAACCAAGAGUCAUCGUCGAUGACAUAUCCGUACAUGUGGAGCGCGAGAGGAACGAAAUCGAGCACUUGCGGUUGUUGGAAAAACGCGGCGGACGAGCCCCGGCGCUGGACAGAUUCCUGAACUUUGAAGAAAUCAUGGCUUACGUUGACGAAGUGUCUGCCGCCUUUCCUGAAAUCGUGACCGUGAUCGAAAUUGGCUCGUCCUGGGAAGGUCGGCCCCUAAAGGUUGUAAAACUCUCCAACGGCCCCGGCAAGAACGGCAUCUUUUUCGACUCGGCCAUCCACGCCCGCGAGUGGAUCGGGCCCCCCACCGCCCUAUUCGCCAUAAACGAACUGACUGAGAACUUGGCCAACAAUCAGGCUUUACUCGACGCCAAUGACUGGUACUUCCUGCUGAUUGCGAACCCUGACGGUUAUCACCACUCGUGGGUGCAGGACAGAUUCUGGAGGAAAACCCGCAGGCCAAACAACCUCUGCGUCGGAACCGAUCCAAACAGGAACUUUGACCAGCACUGGGCAGAGGGUGCCAAUUUGACGGAGUGGGAGUGCUCUGCGACCUACCCUGGCAGCGAGCCUUUCUCAGAGCCCGAGUGCAAGGCGAUUUCUGACUUUAUCUUGACCACUCCAAGCAUCACAAUGUACGUGGCUAUUCACAGCUAUGGAAAAUACAUUCUUUAUCCUUGGGGCCACACGAACGACCUGCCACCAAACGUGAACGAGCUGGAUGCAGUUGCCCAAGAAGCAAACGCAGCGAUCACUGCAGUAAAUGGAACUGUGUAUGAAAUCGGGACGACAGCUAACGUCUUAUACCACGCUUUCGGGACAAGCAACGACUGGGCUUACGAACAGGCCGGAAUCUCUUUGGCCUACACAAUUGAGCUACCGGGUGGAGGAUUGGGUGGUUUCAACCCACCAGCCUCAGAUAUUAGCCUGGUGAACGAUGAGUGUUGGGAAGCGUACAAGGUUUUCGCUGCAAACAUUCCCCUAUCCAGGAAAAACUUUUAGUUGAGCAAGUAAAAUUCACAUGGUUAUUUCAAAUUUAAAAUAAUAAAUGAGAUUUUCAAUUCGUUAAA